GCCCUUUUACAAUCAUGGCGUCUGCUAAAGGGAUCUUUUGCGAGAGCUGUAAAGAGAAACGAGCUUCUAUAAAACGACCCAAGACAGGACAACCUUUAUGCCAGGAAUGUUUCUUUGCAGUAUUCGAAGAAGAAGUCCAUCAGACCAUUACUCAGAAUGGAUUAUUCAACAAAGGAGAGCGAGUAGCCAUAGCUGCUAGUGGUGGAAAGGACUCGACUGUAUUAGCCUAUAUAAUGAAACUGCUCAAUGAAAGGCACCACUAUGGGCUGGACCUAUUCCUUCUUUCUGUUGAUGAGGGGAUUACUGGCUAUCGUGACGACUCACUUGAGAGCGUGAGGAGGAACAGGGACCAGAUGGGUAUUCCCCUUCAGAUCGUCUCUUACAGUCAACUGUAUGGCUGGACUAUGGAUGCCAUUGUACGUCAGAUAGGAAUGAAGAAUAACUGUACUUUCUGUGGUGUGUUCAGACGACAGGCACUAGACAGAGGAGCACUGCUAUUGAAAGCUGACAAGAUUGUGACUGGUCACAAUGCUGAUGAUAUUGCAGAGACGGUCCUAAUGAAUGUCCUAAGAGGUGACAUUGCUCGGCUCCAACGCUGCACACACAUCAUCACCGGCUCUGAUGGGGCCAUACCUCGCUCUAAGCCUUUCAAGUACUCCUAUGAGAAAGAAAUCGUCAUGUAUGCUUACUUCAAGAAAUUGGACUAUUUCUCUACCGAGUGUGUGUACUCACCGAAUGCUUAUAGAGGACAUGCUAGGACUUAUUUAAAGGAUCUUGAAGCCAUCAGACCAAGCACAAUCAUUGACAUUAUUUAUUCUGGAGAUAGUUUAUCAGUAAAGGCUGAAAUAAAACUACCCGUUCAAGGAACAUGUAGCAGGUGUGGCUACAUAUCGAGCCAAGAGCUUUGCAAGGCAUGUGUGCUAUUAGAAGGAUUAAAUAGAGGAUUACCUAGACUAGGGAUUGGGAAAGCCAAUGGUAGCAAUCUCAAGGAACACAUUAAGAAAUUACAAUUAAAAGAAGAAAGAGAAAGGGAGAGUCUAAGAGGAGAGAAAGAAGGAGAAUUAGAAGAAGAGAGAGUGAAGGAGGAUCAAUUAGUGUAUGGAGGCUGUAAGGAGGAGAGAGGAUUGAAGUGUUCCUGUGGACAUAAAACAGACACUUUAUCUCUACAAACUGAAAAUAUAUCUUUAGAAUUUUAGUAAACAAUUCAUUAAUGUGUCACAAAGGGAA
Amphimedon queenslandica is the source of this 1227-nucleotide messenger RNA. Its product is annotated as cytoplasmic tRNA 2-thiolation protein 1-like. The record is from RefSeq and is a predicted model, not a curated record. Gene Ontology annotation, molecular function: tRNA binding. Gene Ontology annotation, cellular component: cytosolic tRNA wobble base thiouridylase complex; mitochondrion. Bases 15 to 1196 code for a protein of 393 amino acids. Gene Ontology annotation, biological process: tRNA wobble position uridine thiolation. The transcript is spliced from 3 exons. Lineage: Eukaryota; Metazoa; Porifera; Demospongiae; Haplosclerida; Niphatidae.